UUGGUUUGUAUACACGCACAUGUGUGUUCAACGAUGGUCUCCUCGGUUUUACUUUGAUGCCCGAUGUGGUGCAACUUGACAUUUAUGUGCGACAUUAGGGAGAUGUUCAGUUAAUAACCACCCGCAUCGAUCUAAAGUCAACACUUAAUCGCAGAUUAACUAACAUACAAAGAGCGUCUUAUUGUUGGAGGCUACAUGCUACUGUAGCUUAACAUCAAAGACCUCCUCGUUUCAUCUCUGUCCCACUCAAUCCGAAGCCAUGGACAGAGUUCGCACAUCGCAGUCACGCCACAAUGUCACGGGAACGUUGCCGCUUGGCCAGAGGGAGAAAAUAUCUCGAUAUUUUCAGUCCUCCGUCGGACACGACGGACAGCAUAAAGUAUCCGAAGCACCUGCAGACGAAGAUAGUGAGUCGGGAAACAGCCUGUUCCUCACCCAAGCGGAUGUAACGUUACCUGUGGCCGGGAGGUCAGGAGGGCAGCGGCAUGACAACACAAGAGCAAAGCCCACGUUUCCCACAGAUCUGGAGGAAAGAGAUGACCGUUCAUUGUCGUCCUCUUCCGACGAGGGACCGUGGAGAAGGAAGAAAUGCUCCCUGCCAAUAUUCAAUUUCCCUUUCCUUGAAAGUCAGAAGAGGAGGCCGAGAAGAUCUCCGUUCCCUGACCAAAACAAGGACCUUCAUAUGUACAUGAUGGGAGGCUUCUUUAAAUGCCUCGGAGAGCUGAGGCAGAGCGGUGAAAGAGGACCGGGUCUGGAGUCGUCUUUACCAACGGUUGACGUGGACGGGGAGCACAUAUCUCCAUUGUCAGAAGAAGACGGAGAGAGAUCAGAGGAUGAAGACAUCAAAGUGGUGGGGAUCAAAGAGUUUGUGGCAUUAUCCACAAAAAGGAGCAAACAGAACUGGUGCAACCAGUUGAAAAAACAACACCGGGGGAAAGGCACCAACACCGGAAACCCCCCACAAACAGAGACGUGUUAUAACAAACAAAUCAUGCCCUCCGUAUCUUCAGAUGCCAACAGCUCAGACAUUGGAAAAUUUUCCUGCAAAGUUCUGGCCCAGAAAGGGACGACCGCAAAACAGGCAACAGUGGACGCAAACUCUCUAGCCACAACUGACACACGAAAAACAAAGCGAUGCCUCGCCCGAGGCGACGGGAACGUUUCAUUUCUGCAAAAAGCAAAUGAGGGACAAAAAACGUGCAACGGGAAUGAUGCCGGCGUUUUGAAGUCUCAGAAAAGAUUGAGACAUGCCACACAAAAGGGAAGUGAAGCAUCUGAGCCGGUAACGGGACGGGAAGGAGACGGACAGGAAGUGGAUGGAAACGUGGAGAGUGAAGUGAGAGUGGAGAAUGAUGGAAAGAAGAAACGCACGAAAAGAAGUAGUGCAGAUGUUGAGCAUUUACAGCCCAGCACAGCUGCCGAAUCACCAAAUGAUGGUGUUAACAUACAGAAGAAGAAGAAGAAAAGGAAAAAAGAUUUGGGAAUAGUAGUGACAGAGGAACAUAAAGCAAAGGGGGCAUUGAAUAGGUCUUUGGAUUUGCUGGCGGUAUCAAUGGAACAGUUGGGGAAAUCAGAAAAUUGUUUAGAUAUUGUUGCGACCUCUCAAGAAACAUCAGGGUUGAGUUUUGUAAAAAGGAAAAAGGACAAAAAGAAGCAACAGUCACUUUCUAACGAUGCUCCCGACAAGGGAAUAGAGGGUGUAGAUGUGAGCUGCUAUCUGGAUGACCCUGUUACCACGGCUAAAGACUCCAGGGCGACACCAAAGAAGAAGAAAACUAUCUUUGAGGAAAUGAAUGACUCUUUUUCCACCAAGAAGAAGAAGAAGAAGAAGAAAAAGAGUGAAGGAGUAAGCAGGGAUAAAUAUGAAGACACACAGGCACAAAGUGAUUAUUCAGCAUCUACACAGAAAAAGGAAAAGAAGAAGAAGCAGUCAUCCUUCCCCGUUGCUGAUGUAGAGGAAAACAAGGUGCCGACAGACAGGGAACUAGGUGCUGCCUCGGCGCCCCGUGUCGGGGGCCCAGAAGAACUGGAGGUCAUGGCCAGCGAUCAGGAGGAACUUCUCAAUGGGGUCACAGAACAGAAGAAGAAGAAGAAGAAAAAGAGUGAAGGAGUUAGCAGGGAUAAAUAUGAAGACACACAGGCACAAAGUGAUUAUUCAGCAUCUACACGGAAAAAGGAAAAGAAGAAGAAGUCAUCCUUCCCCGUUGCUGAUGUAGAGGAAAACAAGGUGCCGACAGACAGGGAACUAGGCGCUGCCUCGGCGCGCCGUGUCGGGGGCCCAGAAGAACUGGAGGUCAUGGCCAGCGAUCAGGAGGAACUUCUCAAUGGGGUCACAGAACAGAAGAAGAAGAAGAAGAGGAAGAUGUCUGUGGUGCAGGACAGCGUGGAAGAAGAUCACGAGCAGAACAGACAGGAACCAGGCAAAACACAUCGGAAGAGGAAAAAGAAACGUGUGGGAAGUGAAAGCGAAGGAUUAGACGGUGCACCUGACGCGGGGUUUCCUCCCCUUGACGAGGCCUCUGGGCUGAAAAAGAAGAAGAGAAGGUGUGAUGUUAUAGAACAGGAUCCGCCGACCCAUGACGAAGCGACCACGGAAGCGCCGACCUCAGACGAACGUGAUUUAGCAUCUUUGGAGACACCCGGGAAUCAGGCGUUGGACACGAGAAACAAGAAAAAGAAGAAAAUUAAAAAUGGUGGGGGCGAGUCGGCUGAGUCAGAGCGCAGAGAAAAGAAAAAGAGGCAGGAAAGAAAUGAGAAGUCUACAGUUGCAGAAACUUCAGACAUUAUGAAAAACAAGCAUGGAAAGCCCAAGCGGAAACUUUUUAAUCCAAAUGACGAGUUCUUCACCGGCUAUUAAUUUAAAGGCGCCGAUUGAAGGAACAGUAAUUUGUUUGAUUGGUGGAGGGAUUCUCCACAAUUACCUCAACACCCAAGAUAAAGCAACUGACAACUGAAGCAGCACUUUACAGGACACCCUGUAUCUUUUUAGAUGGACGGGGUACCAGGGAAAACAUUUCUUAAAAUAGGAAUUUCAUCAACAUACAUAAUGUUCAUGGUUGGUUAUCAUGAGGGGUUUUCUUUGGGUUCAUCCCAACUUAAUGAUUUUCUUCUUUUAGAUAAAUGUCAUUUUUAACACUUGAGGAAGAAAUGUUGUUUAUUAAAACUACAUUAAAUGAAUAGAAACACUGAAACACCUUCAA
Gasterosteus aculeatus aculeatus (three-spined stickleback) is the source of this 3200-nucleotide messenger RNA. RefSeq lists its product as uncharacterized. Lineage: Eukaryota; Metazoa; Chordata; Actinopteri; Perciformes; Gasterosteidae. The record is from RefSeq and is a predicted model, not a curated record.